CAUUCUUCCCUCUCCAUCUACCUUCACUCCACCACUGACGUUCUCGCAAUACAGCAUCACCGCCGUCGCCAUGGAAGCCCGAAUCGAUCGCGAUCAGUACCUUCAGCAACUGAAAUCCUCUUCUCGUCUGCCUCAGCAGACCUGGUACGAAUGGUUCUGGGGGCUGAAGCCGAAGGGUGGUCCAGCCAAUCCGACCGAUGCCGCCAGCAAUGAAGCUGUGAAGAAUGCAUUCGUGCAGAUGCUGGAUCAGACGGAGCCGCCGGCUGUAUUCAAGCCGAGUGAAGUUGCUCUGCAGCUGAACGAUGCGCAGUUGGCGGAGCUGGGAUAUGAAAAGUGGGAGGAAGUGCUGCCCGCUGUGUACGAGUUGGCUUUUGAGAUGAGGGAAUUCGGCGACUGCGAGAUUCUGAGGAAGGGACAAGUCUUGCCUGAGAGUGCGACGAUUGCGGACUUGGAUGGGCCGAUCCGAAUCAGGAGGGUCGUUAUGUGAAGCUGUGGCUGCGGAAGAGAGGGAAUAAUAAAUCAUACCCCACGCGAUGGUGGUUGUGGUGGAACACCAUCGCCAAUAUACCAUUGGAAUGCAAACGGGAAGACUGGGCAAUAUCUCUGGCUACAGACAAUAGCAAGAAUCCACGACAUUCAACAUGCUAUGCUAGCACUCUGAGUCCUGCCUGCAAAAGACCUUCCUUUGUACCACGCCGAUCCAGGUCGCAUUUCGGAGGGAUUAGCAGCCAAUCGAGAAAGCAAGGAUAGUCUAAGGAUGGCCUUAGUCAGCACAAACCGAUGGAUCUGUUUGACAUACCGAGCGC
This is a messenger RNA of Cercospora beticola, 806 nucleotides long. RefSeq names its product DUF3253 domain-containing protein. The record is from RefSeq and is a predicted model, not a curated record. Lineage: Eukaryota; Fungi; Ascomycota; Dothideomycetes; Mycosphaerellales; Mycosphaerellaceae.